AUGUUCUCUCGCAUUUCUGUGAUCCACUUGCUUGCUUGGCAGCUACUUGGUAGUCUUGUCGACACUGCUGCUGCCCAGGCCAUUCGAAAUCCGGGAUGGAAUUGUACCACAACUUCCAACUGUAACUAUGACUAUGUCAUAGUAGGUGGUGGCACUGCGGGUCUCGUGUUAGCAAACCGUCUGACUGAAGAUGCGAAAGUGCGAGUGGCGGUAAUUGAGGCCGGCACCUUUUACGAGUCGGUGACUGGAAAUCAGAGUGAUAUACCUGGGAAUGACUACGUAUACAAUGGCAAGUCUGCUGCGGAUACGAAUCCCCUUGUCGAGUGGGGAUUCACAACUACUCCUCAAGCGGGGGUUGGAGAUGCAAUCGUUCACUUCACUCGCGGAAAAACACUUGGCGGCUGCUCUGCUCUCAACUACAUGUCGUACAUGAGAGGAACAAAGGGGACAUUUGAUGACAAGUGGGCCAAUAUCACCGGUGAUAGUGAUUGGGACUACGACGGUGUUUCUCCUUACUACCUCAAAAGUGGCAACUUCACGCCCCCAGACAUGAGCAAGAGAGCGGCUAAUACCACUCCGGCGUACGAUCCGUCCACACUCGGUACUACCGGUCCCCUUGACAUCACCUAUGCCAAUUUUGGCCAGCCCUUCAACACAUGGAUUCAAAAGGGUUUGCAAGCUAUUGGAAUCGCGCCUCGUGAUGGCUUUACCAGCGGAGGCCUCUUCGGUUCAUCCUGGCUGGCUGCUACAAUCGAUCACACGAAUGGUUAUCGAGAGUCUUCUGAGAAGGCAUUCCUGGACCCGAUCCUUAAUAGAACUAAUCUCGUUGUUUAUACUACCACGAUGGCAGAGAAGAUUUUAUUCAAUGGAAAAGUGGCCAAAGGCGUUGCAGUCUCGAGCGGAAACUCCACCUACUCCUUGUUCGCUGAUAAAGAAGUCAUAGUGUCUGCUGGUGCAUUCCAAUCUCCACAGCUGUUGAUGGUUUCUGGUGUUGGUCCUGCUGUAAUUCUCCAAGAACACGGAAUCAAGGUCAUCCAUGACCUACCUGGAGUUGGUCAAGAUAUGAAUGAUCAUAUCUUUUUUGGUAUUGCUUAUCGCGUCGAUGUCACGACGACGACCUCUCUUCAAUAUGGGAAUGCAUUGGAAGAAGCUAUUCAAGAAUUUAAUACAGAACAGUCCGGCCUUUUAUCGAAUCCUGGAGGAGACUUUGGUGGAUAUGAAAAGAUACCAGCAAAUUAUCGGGCCAAUCUUUCCGCCCAAGCUCAAGCAGAUCUGGCAACGUUCCCUGCAGAUUGGCCGGAAUUCGAGUACCUCCCAGUUCCAACCUGGGCCGGAAAUUUUACCUACCCAGGUGAGGGUGGCCCUGACGACGGUUAUGAGUAUGGCUCUGUCCAAUUAGGGAUGGUUGCACCCUUAUCGCGAGGAAAUAUCUCUAUUUCAUCAGCGAGCACGCACGAUCAACCAUUGAUAAAUCCCGCCUGGUUGACCCAUCCAACUGAUAUUGAGGUCGCCAUCACUGCUUUCAAACGUCUGCGUCAGCUAUGGGCUACACCCGUCCUUCAAGACCACUUGGUCAUCGGUGCCGAGGCAUAUCCGGGCCCGCAGGUGCAGACCGACGAGCAGAUCCUUGACUAUAUCAAGGUAGCCUUUGAAACCAUUUCUCAUCCUACUUCAACUUGUCGCAUGGGACAGGCCAGUGACCCCAUGGCCGUGCUCGAUCCUCGGGGCCGCGUCUAUGGCGUAAAAAAUCUUCGCGUCGUUGAUGCCUCGUCCUUCCCUGUUCUCCCGCCGGGUGUUCCCCAAGGAACCGUGUACAUGGUGGCGGAAAAAAUUGCGGACUACAUCAAGAACAAUACUCCUUAG
Molecule: messenger RNA, 1863 nt
Organism: Talaromyces stipitatus ATCC 10500
Lineage: Eukaryota; Fungi; Ascomycota; Eurotiomycetes; Eurotiales; Trichocomaceae
Product: choline dehydrogenase, putative
Exons: 4
Coding region: 1-1863 (620 amino acids)
Biological process (GO): secondary metabolite biosynthetic process
Molecular function (GO): flavin adenine dinucleotide binding; oxidoreductase activity, acting on CH-OH group of donors
Source: RefSeq, a predicted model, not a curated record